Lycium ferocissimum is the source of this 4395-nucleotide messenger RNA. Its product is annotated as putative F-box protein At3g25750. The record is from RefSeq and is a predicted model, not a curated record. NCBI's taxonomy places the organism in Eukaryota, Viridiplantae, Streptophyta, Magnoliopsida, Solanales, Solanaceae. The transcript is spliced from 2 exons. Gene Ontology annotation, molecular function: protein binding. Bases 3154 to 4263 code for a protein of 369 amino acids.
UAAUAAAGUAGUAGCAUUUUUAUUGAUAUGUAGAUGUCCUGUUUAAUAUCCUGCUCUGCUGUUUAAUUUCCUUUGCACAUCACUUGUUUGAUAAAAGUCCCCUUCCAUUCAAAAGGUAACCUUCUACUUUCAAAAUAUGGAAAGUUGACAUUCUGUUUUGGACAAACUAAAAAGGAAAGUGUGCCACAUAAAUUGGGACAGAGGGAGUAGUAUUUUUAUUGAUAUGUAGAUGUCUUGUUUACUAUACUUCUAUGCUGUUUGCUUUUUAAGUUUAGCUAUUUGCUUUAAUUUUCUUUGCACAUUACUUGUUUGAUAAAAGUCGCCUUCCAUGUAGAAGGUAAAAGGGAAAAGGGUUAAAUUUACCCUUCUACUUUUGAAUAAUCCAUAAGACACUAAGUAGGCGUUUCGCCAUAGAAACCUAAUACUUUUCACUUUAUUUGGAAGUUUUGAAGCUGGAGUUGAAGAUGAAGUUGUGUCUGGUUAUAGCUUUUGCAAAGAAUAUUUGGUUGUUUGAAUGUACUGAAAGUGAAAAAAGUGAAAACAGGGUUUUAGGUGUUUUCCAAGUUGUAUUUGAAUUUUUCAUGGUCAACCAGCUGAUUUUUAAAUAAAGUGAAAAAAAUUUCAGGAAAAAAGUGAAUAAUUCUCAUGGCCAAACGGGUCCUAAAUUUCAGAUAUUACGUACAUGGUGUAGAACUAAACCAGAAUUACCGAAUGUUCAACUUCCUAAAUUAUAAGAACAAAAUUAGACAAAAUUGAAGUUAGCAACACCAUGGUGAGAAAACUCUAAAACCCUGUAAGUUCCCUGUAAUUAUAAACUGGAUCUCAACUACAACACAAUCAAAAUACGUAGUAUCAAAUUUAGAGGAUGUAUUGAUGUUAGUAUAGAUUAACGAAAUCAGAAAAGAUAUCAUUUUAAGUUGUUAACUUUUAUAUGAAAAUAUCAAAAGAUAUAUAUGGAUAAUAACCUCCAUUAGUCGAACUUCUUAGUUUAUGUUGUGAGGACUCAAUCCCGCUUCAGUUAAAUAUGGUAAUAGCGAUCAAAAUAUUAAUACAAUAUUUACGGUGUAAUUAACAAAGGAACAUUUUGAUGCAUUCACUGGCAGAGUAAUUAUUACUGUAGUAAUACAAAAUUAGAUGUACACACAUAAUAGUUUAAGACUAGAACAUGAAAAUGAAUUGUGUCGUGAUUCGUUCUUAAUCACUAUGACUAACGAAUAGCUUUGGCACCACCAGAUUCCUCAUCGCCCAGCCUUCCUUUGAACAUUAAAAGGGACAGAUUUCUGAUGUAGAAGUGCUCCAAAUAGAAGGGAUUUUGGGAAUUGGGGGAGUCUGUUGGGGUUAAGGGUAAGAUUGAUAGCUUUGUCAACCAUGGGGGUAGAUUUAGCCACAUAGUAUAACGGAGGAGAAAUAUGACCAAUAUUUGAAAGUAGAAGGGUAAAUCUGGCCCUUUUGCCUUAAAAGAAUGGUCCAUUGAUCCUAAGUAAAUAUGAUUCUAGACCAUUUUUCAGUAUAAACCAUAUCUCCAUAUCUAUACCUACAACCCGGUGCGUGAUCAUCCAGGGAGCGAGAAAGGUCGCAUCCAGAGGGUAAACCAAGUGAAGUAUAUAACAACUAAAACAUACUAACUACUAAGUUAUAAUUGUAGUAAUGGGGUUCAACGGCCAUAUUACAAAGAUUGAGAGACUCUAAUACUUGGCCUACUCAAUUAAAACUAAACAAAAAAACUGAAUUUGGUUUUGUCAAACUAGUUUUAGAAUGCAGCUUGAUUCAAAUUAAGACAAUAAUGAAAAGAACGUCUGAGAGGGGUUCCUCUUUAGUAAUCUAGAUGUCAAUAUAAGCCACUUAAUAGCGAGGUAAAUAUUGGGCAACCGUUAGCCUUAAAACACAAGCAGGUCUAAGAUAGUUUAUUUUCCUGAAAAAAUAUAUCCUUGAGUGAUCCAUGUAAAGUAGAAUAUUUCAAUCAUGGGUUACAUCCUACUCCAGCAAUUUCUAGUGUGUCAACUAAAGCUUUUCUCACUAACCUAUCGUCUUCACAAAUUAAGAAAUACUGACAUCUUUAUUGUGCAGAAACUAUUCUUUUAGGUGUCGUUUGGUUUGUAGAUAAGUUAUACAAAGAUUAUAAUGCGGGAUUAGUAAUGCAGAGAUUAGUUUAUACCGGACUUGUAGUACAUAGAUAUUUCUUGUUGGGUGUUUUUUUCAUUGUACUAAAAGUUGAAUAUACAAGAUAUUUUUUAAAAUAUGUGUUUACUUGUUAAACUAGAAAGCAAUGAGUUUAAAAUUAUUUUAGAGUUUAUUGUUAGUCCUUUCAAAGAAAUAAAUACGAAUGGCGGAGAAGUAAGCAAUGCUGAUAUGAACUCAACCAAAAUACUAUGGACAAGGUAUUGCUAGCCAUUUAACUUAGAAUAGUAAGAGCCGUAUAAUUUCUAAAGACAACGUCAAUAUAAUUAAAGCUGAAUCUUGUUUUCCUAGAUGGUUUACUGGCCCUUCUUUUGGUUUGAUAGGUUGCGUGACUCUUAGUUUGGUAUUACUUUUCUCUGGUGCUAAAUAGAUACUUGAAAGGAAGAGCAGAAUUAGUAGCGGUAUGCCAUUUCUUUCUCUCAAAAAGAUGUCGAGUUUUUAAGAAACAAGUUAGCUAGAUGUGACCUAGUGGUCAGUGAAGUGAGUGACAAACUAUGAAGUCUCAGGUUCAAAUCUCAGAGGAGACAAAAACACAGGUGAUUACUUCACAUCUAGAUCUAUCCAAGUUUUGGUGGACAGAGUUACCCAUUACGUGCUGGUGGGAGGUAACAUGCACCGCAAGCUGGCCCGAACACCAUGGUUAUAAAAAAAGUAAACAAGUUAGCCAUUUAAACUUGCUCUUUCUUGAUUUCUUUGGCAUAGUUAUUACUACUAUACUCUGAACAACUCUCAUUUGAACAACCAUAGGAAAGAGAGACAUGAGAUAAGCCAAGAGAGCCUUAAGUUUUGGAGUCUUGGACCCACUGAGAACUGCUUGAUAUGCUUGAGCUUUCUUGUCCAGGACCUUUUCGAACUUUCAUCUGCUGGAAGGCCACUGGCUUCUUUUGUUGAAUACUCAAAAUACUUUUCUGCAUUGGGUUCUCUACUAGUUUUGACUACUCUCAGAGGAAGCAUUCAUCCCUUUUUUUGGGAAGUAUGGCGAACUGGUCAGAACUUCCAUACGAACUACUUGUUGCGAUAGCAAAGCGUGUUACAGUGAUGGAGGAUUUCAUUAGAUUUGGUGUUGUUUGUAAAUCAUGGAGAAGUGCUGCUACCAAAGAAAAUUUUGAUGUGUUAGCGCCUCAAGUUCCAUUGCUUAUGCUGGCUGCUAAUGUGGAUGACGAUUAUCGAAGAUUCUACUCUCUUUCCAAGGAGAAAAUUUCUUGCAGAGUGUUCCUCCCAGAAGCUAGAGGGAAAAUGUGUUUUCCAACGCAGGGAUGGCUUUUUGCCGUGAACUAUACAACAGGUAUAGGAGAGAUGAUGUUGUUGCACCCUUUUUCACGCACCCAAAUUCAGCUUCCUCCACCUACGGGCUUGAGAGAUCAGGAAUCAAAACAUCUCUCUGUGACCAUCAACCAUGCUGUGUUAUCUGCUAGCCCUUCCCUAACAUCUGACUAUGUUCUGACGAUUUGCUAUGGUCGGCCUAAAUAUCGUUUGGCUUUUUGGCGACCUGGAGACCUCUACUGGACCAAAAUUCAUAUUGAAGAAGAAAUUGGUGCAUUCGUCCAUAUCCACUACUUUAAUGGACAACUAUAUGUCAUCCAUGGGUGGAACCUAGUCUCGGUUAUUGACAUCGCAGAGCCUAGCACUCCUCAGCCUGUUGUAAAACCCCGCCUGGUUGUUGAGAUGGACGAUUUAUCAUUUGAUGUAAGCCGGUACUAUCUAGUUGACGUAUCAGGUGCACUAUUAUUUGUUCAACAAUUGUUGAUUACAGACAAUGAACCAAAUGGAUGGAAGACCACUAGAUUUCGAGUAUUUGAACUAGAUGUACUCAGAGGAAAAGCAAAAGAGAUUAAAAGUUUGGGAGAGAGAGCAAUAUUUUUGGGGUGUAAUGCAUCAAUAUCCAUUGACUCUUCUGAACUAGUAGGAGUGAAGCCUAGCCACCUCUAUUUUACCUAUGAGUGGACAUGUUUAUUUCACCAAGGAUAUGAUUGGAGAGAGAUAGGGGCUUACAGUCUUGAAGAUGGAACCAUUCAAUCUUUUGAUCAAGGCACUGCUGGUGUUGUUACUGUUUCCCCGGCAAUUUGGGUUGCACCAUCAUUCUGAUAUCAAAAAGGAAUUGCACUUACCUUCAUUACGUUUUGGAUUUUAACACUCUUUAAUCAUUUUAGUUGUACAUUUCUCUGAACGUUUUGGUCUGUGAUAUUCAGUAUGCAAAUAUGCCUCUUUAAUUUGAUA